This is a messenger RNA of Pantherophis guttatus, 2537 nucleotides long. Lineage: Eukaryota; Metazoa; Chordata; Lepidosauria; Squamata; Colubridae. The record is from RefSeq and is a predicted model, not a curated record.
AUUCAGAUGAGCUUCAAUCAUUAAGAAACAAGAAAAGAAGGAGACAGGACAGCCUCCUUCCUCCUUUCCCCCAUUGAAAAAGCUCCCUUUCUAACCUCACAGCUCUAUUCCGAUUCAAAUGAUUCAAGAUUGCACCAGGGGGCGCCCUCAGAUAUGAGAAAGGAACAUCAGGUGCUUCCCCUUUGGGCCACUAGAGGGCUGGCUUUCCAGAGGAGGCUGCGAAGGCAGGGACAUCCCUGAGCCUUGCCAUUCUAGAACACAGCACUCGCUCUCCUUAACUAUUUGGAACUCUGCAGUGAAAAGGCUGCAGGAGAGAUUUGCAGGGGGGAGAUCCAGACGUGAUGGUGGGUGAGGGCUCUUCCCAUGCAAAGAGAGGCUGAGGAGAGAGAGAGAGACACGUGCCCAGGCCUCCUCCGGGUUCAGUCCCAGAUCCCAUGCAAUGAUGGAGGAAAGCACCAUGCGCUCAAAAAUUCAAGCCUGGAACUUCAGGAGCCUCCGAUACCAGGAGGCUGAGGGUCCCCGAGGACUUUGCAGCCGACUCCACAAUUUUUGUAGGCGAUGGCUGAGACCAGAAAAGCACACCAAAGCCCAGAUGCUGGACCUGGUGGUUUUGGAGCAGCUCCUCUUCCUUCUGCCCCCAGAGAUGCAGAGUUGGGUGCGGGGGUGUGGAGCAGAGACCAGCUCCCAGGCUGUAGCCCUGGCAGAAGGUUUCCUCUUGAGCCAGGUGGAAGAGCAGAAGGAGCAGUCCUUCCCUGUGGACAUCAGAGAUUCUGUGGGAAAGAGGAUUCUAUUAAACCCCCCUCGGGAGCUGCUUUUCUGGAGGAUCCCUCAAGAAGAUCGAAGUCAGGACAUCUCGGGAGGGAAACAUAGAAUGAAGUUUUCUGGUCUGCAUGAUGGAGCUGGAACUGUAGUUGAACCUUCAAAUCAAUCAAGUUGGGGAAGUAAGCAAGGGAGCCUUGUGACAUUCAAGGAGGUGGCUGUGAAUUUUUCUGAGGAGGAGUGGUCUCAGUUGGAUCCUGACCAAAAAUUGCUGCAUUGGGAAGUCAUGCUGGAAAAUCAUAGGAACGUGGCCUCUCUGGAUGAUAAUAGGCAGGAAAGUCAAGAUUCCUGUGAACUGUUCCAAGUGAUCAAUGCUGGAGAAGGAAUGGAGAAGUCUGCAAUUCAAAUGGAAGCAGAAAGCCAUGAGAGAAAGCAAUCAAAUGAUCAGAGUCAGGAAAACUCAUCUUCCAUUGAUGCUCUAACGCAAGACUUUCUUGCCCCAAAAGUGAAAACAAGGAAACAAGAUUUUGGGAAAAGUAUGAAGGAAAUCAAAGCUAAAUUACAUGGAAAUGAACACUAUCCAAUCCAAAACAAAGGAGAAGAUGCUAUACGAAGACGUAAUGGAAAAGAUUACACUUUCAUGCUUUCUCCUGGAAAUAGGUCUGUUACAUCUCAAAAAGAGAUCCAUGCAGAAGAGAAGCCUUAUAAAUGUGUGGAAUGUGGAAAGAGUUUUAAAAAUAAUGGCCAACUUACUUCCCAUAAAAGGAUUCACACAGAGGAGAAGCCAUACAAAUGCAGAGAAUGUGGAAAGAAGUUCAGAGGAUGUAGCAAUCUUAUUUCUCAUAGAAAGAUCCACAUAGGAGAGAAGCCCUAUAAAUGCAUGAAGUGCGGAAAGAGCUUCACUUAUAGUAAUUCUCUUACUUCCCAUUACUGGAUCCACACAGGGGAGAAGCCACAUAAAUGUGUGGAGUGUGGAAAGGGCUUUACUCGUAAAAGUAAUCUUGAUAUACAUGAAAGGAUCCACACAGAGGAGAAGCCACAUCAAUGUCUGGAGUGUGGAAAGAGCUUUGCUAUUAAAAGUAAUCUUACUCGCCAUAACAGGAUCCACACUGUGGAGAAGCCAUACAAAUGCAGAGAAUGUGGAAAGAGUUUCCAUGAAAAUGGAUCACUUAUGUUACAUAAAAGGACCCACACAGGAGAAAAGCCAUAUAAAUGCAUGGAAUGUGGAAAGUCCUUUACUCUGCGUCAUCAUCUUACUUCCCAUAAAAGAAUCCACAUGGGAGAGAAACCAUAUUUAUUUAUUUAUUUAUUUAUUUCGAAUUUAUAUACCGCCCUUCUCCCGGAGGACUCAGGGCGGUGUACAGCCACAAAUAAGAAACAUAAAAUACAAACAUUAAAAACAAUUAAAAGAAUAUAUAUCUAUUUGGCCCCAUAAUUUAAAAAGUGACAAACCAAUAAAAAACAUUUAAAAAAUUUUUAAGCCAGCCCGGCUUGCUGGAAAAAGAGUUUUAAGGGCACGGCGGAAGGCACUGAAGUCUUGGAUUCUCCUUAUCUCUGGGGGCAGCUGAUUCCAGAGGGUAGGAUCCCCCACAGAGAAAGCCCUCCCCCUGGGGGUCACCAGCCUACAUUGUUUGGCUGAUGGCACUCCGAGGAGGCCCUCUCUGUGGGAGCGCACAGGUCGAUGGGAGGUCAUCGGUAGCAGCAGGCGGUCUCGAAGAUAACUAGGUCCUGUGCCAUGGAGCGCUUUAAAGGUGGUAACCAAAACCUUGAAGCGCACC